AACUAUUAUGUAGAGGAAUGUGAAUUCUAUAUUUAUUGUUAUGAGAUUAUAUGUUUUUUGUCAAAUUUUCAUACUUUUUGUAUUAUAUCAUUUUAAAAGGACCACAGCGGACACAAGAGAUGUUGUGUUUGUCCUAGAUAGAUCCGGCAGCAUUUAUUACGAAGAUUUUUACGAAGCUGUUGACUUCCUCACAAUGUUACUAAUUGGUUGACAAUUGGAACAUCCACUGACGAACUUCAAAUUUCUGUCAUCACAUUUUCAAAUACAGUAACAGAAGAAUUUGAUUUGAACGACUAUACAUCAAAAACUGAUCUCCUGGAUGCCAUUGAAGCAAUAAAAUCAAGGUCACCGGGAGGACAAACAUACACACACGAUGCUCUAGAAUUUUGUUAUAGUUCAACAUUUACGUCAGGUCAUGGUUCUCGAAGCGGUGUGCCAAAAGCUGUGGUUGUUUUAACAGAUGGAAUAUCCACCGAGACGGCAGAAACCAGUACACAAGCCAGCAUACUACAAAAUGCUGGGAUUGAAGUGUAUGCCAUUGGCAUUGGUUCAGUUGUGACUUCAUCAAUGACAGAACUGGAAUCUAUUGCUUCAGAUCCAGACUCUUACUAUGUAAAUACAGUUGGAACAUUCUCAAAUUUGUGUUUACAUGUACCAGAAUUGGUGGUAAAGCUAGAUAGUAACGUGCUAGAAUCGGCAGUAGAUAAAUGUGGGGUGUUUAAUACCACCAGUACUGACGAAGACACAAGCGGGACAGUUUCAGAUGACACAACCGUGUACAUUGCCGCAGUAUCUGGGGUAGCAGCUACAGCGGCCAUUAUUGGUGGGAUUGGUGUCGGUAUAGCUAAAGCUUUAGCGGCCAUGAAGAUGAGUGCGAAGAUACCAACAAUGUUAUCGGCUGUCGGGAUGUACAAUCAAGCACCACUAGGCCCAGCGAAGGCGAAAUUUACUACAAAGCUUAUACAGUCUGGGAUACCUUUUUCAGGACAAACAAUACCAUCAAAGGCACCAGCACAGACCUUCUCUCCUAGGUCGAUUGCAUCUAUUACUUUUUUCGAUUGAAAGCUCACGUCGCCUUUGAAUAUAUUUGAAGGUUAUAAAGAUUAAUCCUCUCCCUGUUUUAACCUAUCAUGCUCAUAGUGUAAACCGAUGUUCAAAUGGAACUGCUUAAUGUCAGAGCUGUUUUUUUGUAAUAUAACAAUUUGAAUAAGCCCGUAUUAUGGUAUUAUCCCCGUCCGUUCUU
Mytilus trossulus (common blue mussel) is the source of this 1243-nucleotide messenger RNA. RefSeq lists its product as uncharacterized. Lineage: Eukaryota; Metazoa; Mollusca; Bivalvia; Mytilida; Mytilidae. The record is from RefSeq and is a predicted model, not a curated record. Bases 568 to 1062 code for a protein of 164 amino acids. The transcript has 5 exons.